AUCCACUGCGUUCUACAACAGCUAAAAAAAAAAAAAAGACAACACCUGAAACCCGAUCGAUCCUCACCGCGUGUUGUUCGCAGACUGAAGCAGCCCGUGUGUUACUGUUCGUAUGGGUUUCUAACGUUAGGCUGCCUGGUGUAUGUGUAAUAAAAAGUAACGUUAGCUUCGGCUAUCUCCAUCUCUUGUGUUUUUAGUUUAGCAGCUAGCUUGAGGCUAACAGCUGGGCCGCGGGUCCCGCUGCUGGGAGAGGAUGGACAGUGAAAUCCAACGAGACGGGAGAGUCCUGGACCUCACUGAUGAUGCCUGGAGGGAGGACCGACUGCCGUAUGAAGAUGUCACCAUCCCUCUGAGUGAACUACCCGAGGCCGAGCAGGACAACGGCGGAUCCACGGAGUCGGUGAAAGAACAAGAGAUGAAGUGGACAGACCUCGCCCUGCAGAGCCUGCACGAGAACACACCAAACACUGGAAGCUGAAAGACUAAUCUGGACUCAGACUGUGGGACAAAAACACGCAAUGCACACGGACGCUGGAUUCAAACACACGUCGUUCAUCGUCUCUUCACAUUUUACUGCGUCUUUGGAAGGAUGUCUGAUGUGUUCCAGUUAAACAGAAAUGAUACGAAAAUGUAUUUUGCCAUUGUUAUUGGAUUUAUGUUGUAGUUUUAUAGAAAUAAAAUACUGUGUAAAAACACAA
Molecule: messenger RNA, 698 nt
Organism: Dicentrarchus labrax (European seabass)
Lineage: Eukaryota; Metazoa; Chordata; Actinopteri; Moronidae
Gene: anapc13
Product: anaphase promoting complex subunit 13
Exons: 2
Coding region: 254-478 (74 amino acids)
Biological process (GO): protein K11-linked ubiquitination
Cellular component (GO): anaphase-promoting complex
Source: RefSeq, a predicted model, not a curated record